GCGGGCGGGCGCUCCGCCGCGUCCCCGCCCGUCGGUCCGCCCGGCCCGCCUGGCUGCAGACGGGGCCUGGGCGACCGCGCGGGGAGCUCCAAGCCUGCGGGCGUCGGGAGGCGUCAGCGCUGCCGCUGGCCCGCGGCGGGGCCCGGAUUGCGAGCCGGCCGGGGCGACGAGGCGGCGGCACCAUGUUCUCCCUCAAGCCGCCCAGACCCACCUUCAGGUCCUACCUCCUGCCGCCGCCCCAGACGGAUGAUAAGAUUAAUUCGGAACCGAAGAUUAAAAAACUGGAGCCAGUCCUUUUGCCAGGAGAAAUCGUCGUAAACGAAGUCAAUUUUGUGAGAAAAUGCAUCGCAGCGGACACAAGUCAGUACGAUUUGUGGGGAAAGCUGGUCUGCAGUAACUUCAGAAUUUCCUUCCUUACGGAUGACCCAAUGCCAUUACAGAAAUUCCAUUACAGAAACCUUCUUCUUGGUGAACAUGAUGUCCCUUUAACAUGUAUUGAGCAAAUUGUCACAAUAAAUGACCACAAGAGGAAGCAGAAAGUCCUAGGCCCCAACCAGAAACUGAAAUUUAAUCCAACUGAGUUAAUUAUUUAUUGUAAAGAUUUCAGAAUUGUCAGAUUUCGCUUUGAUGAAUCAGGUCCUGAAAGUGCCAAAAAGUGGAAAUUUGAUUUUCAACAGUGUUUUUCCCUUUCUCUUUUCAGGGCGUUUCUGAAACAUUCAGCAGAACUUGUGUAUAUGCUGGAAAGCAAGCGUGUCUCUGUGGUCCUCCAAGAGGAGGAGGGAAGGGACUUGAGCUGUAUCGUAGCUUCUCUUGUUCAAGUGAUGCUGGAUCCGUAUUUUCGGACGAUUACUGGAUUUCAGAGUCUGAUCCAGAAGGAGUGGGUCAUGGCCGGAUAUCAGUUCCUAGACAGAUGCAACCACUUGAAGAGAUCAGAGAAAGAGUCUCCCUUGUUCCUGCUGUUCCUGGACGCCACGUGGCAGCUGCUGGAGCAGCACCCAGCUGCCUUCGAGUUCUCCGAGACCUACCUGGCAGUGCUGGGCGACAGCACACACAUAUCCUUGUUCGGCACCUUUCUGUUCAACUCCCCUCACCAGCGUGUGAAGCAGAGCACAGAAUUUGCUAUAAGCAAAAAUAUCCAGUUGGGUGAUGAAAAGGGUUUAAGGUUCCCCUCGGUUUGGGACUGGUCUCUUCAGUUUACGGCCAAGGAUCGCACCCUCUUCCAUAAUCCGUCGUACGUUGGGAAGAGCACGCCUUGCAUGCAGAACGGUUCUGUGAAACCUUUUAAACGGACAAAGAAAACGUACAGCUCCACACUGCGAGGGCUGCCAUCCUCCCCAGAGAACGGAGUCAUCCGUGACCAAGAAUUCCUGCCACGGAGAAGUUCGUUAAUACUGAGAGGGAAGCCCGACCCACUGCAGCCGGCAGGCGGCCAGGACGGUGGCAUGGAGCGCUACUUCCGCGAGUGGUUUGCCCGGCCCGCCGACCCGCACGGCGUCCUGCUGCCCCAGCUCUCUGGAACGCACAUAAAGCUGUGGAAACUGUGCUACUUCCGCUGGGUCCCCGAGGCACAGAUCGCCCGCGGGGGCUCCAUCACCGCCUUUCACAGGCUGUCCCUGCUGGCCGACGAGGUGGACGUGCUGAGUAGGACGCUGCGGCAGCCCGGGGCCGGGCCUCUGCAGGCCGGCUUCACGGAGCUGGACCAGAGUCGGAUGUACUUCCAGGUGCACGGCCCCCACGACACCCCGGCCCCGCCCGAGUUCCUCUCUUCCUCCUUCCCCUUCUCUCCGGUCGGCAAUCUGUGCAGACGAAGCAUUUUAGGAACACCGUUAAGCAAAUUUCUAAGUGGGGCCAAAAUAUGGUUAUCUACUGAGACACUAGCCAAUGAAGACUGAAAUGGAGCAUUUUCUGAACGUUUUAGGGGAAGCUACCAACGUUUUUCCUCUGGAUUAAAUCGCAAACCUAGGCAUUGGAAGCUCUAAUAAUUUCAUAUGUAAGAGUAACUGUUGAAAUUUGCACUAAUGUUUAAAAACAUGCUGAAUUAUGCUCCCUUCAUGAUAUUUUUAGAAGAUAAUCAUAAGUUUUGUUUUUGAUGCCCUCUUUCUGUCAUUUUAGGUUCUGGCUCAUUUUUAGGUCAUUGGCAGGCAGGCAGACAUUCCCCCCCCCCAUUCUUAUUACUGUGAUCAAACUAGUCAGGUUUUGUCUGCAACAUUUAUUUUGUCUGCAUCCAUGUUUCCUAGCACCUGAUUAGCAACCCUCAGCAGCAGGUGUCAGGAAAGUUUAGAAAUCAGUGUUUUGUAUCUUUUUUAAAGCAUCGAUAAACCUCCCAACAGGUGCUGGUAGGUAUUCGUGUGCUUUUCUGGUCACUUUCUAUGAUUUCUAAUUGAACUCCCUUGAGGGUUCAGUGUUCCAACACCAUAAUUUAUUGUAGGUCACUUUGUUUGGGACCGUACAUCACUGUGUCUUAAAAUCAUGAGUUUGCUUUUAACUUCUUAGGACUAACUUUAAAACAAUAUGCACUGUUAACUUUAAAAGCAUUUGCUGUAGAUAAUAUAAUUAAACUUAGAAGUGCCUUUGACGUUAAUAUUAAGGUAUGAAUAACAGUAAAAUAGAAUUUGUUUUUAAAAUUAGGGAGUUAAAAUCCCACUGCGUAUUAGAAACAGGCUUUUCACAUUAAGCUUCAUACAGAUAGCCAGGAGUCCCCAAAGCCAUAUUUCCAUCCCUUUGAAAGUCACUGAGGACACCAGCAGGCCUGCGGGGUGGCCGCUGUCCGUGGUGCCAGGAGUGGCGGGGCGACUGCUGACUGCACUGAGCCCAUCCUCAAAACCAGAGGGCUCCCCCUCAGUAUAUGCAGGGUGUGAACCAUUGUUAGCAUGUUCCCUGGGAAGUGACUUAUGAGGUCAUGAGUCAGGUCACCUGCACUGAAGUCCCUCCUCCCUCAAAGGUUUGAAUGCUUAGGAAUAGAGAACGAAAGAAAUAAAAAUGUAAUUCUCAAAAUCCUGCCAUGUUAAUAUACAGCGAGAGCCGCCCUUCCCCGACUCCUGGCAGCCAUGUUCACAGGAGGCUGGAAGCAGGCAGCUGUGCUCUUGGUCUAAAGCGCUUGUUUUCCAGUCGUGUGACGUGAGCCUCGCCAAGCUGUGUGUGGGAUCAGAGCUGACGCUUAUGGUGGCGGGGACGUUUAGCACCAUCCCCGUCGCCCUGCCCCACCCCCCGCACACACAUACUCAUUCCCUGUUGAAAAGAUGUUUUCCAAUUUGGCGAUUUCGUUUCUUAAACUGCCAUCUUAAGCUUUAAAAAAUUUUUAUAGUGAAGUGUCUAGUUAGCUUAUCUCCUUUUCUAAAACAGGUUUUUUCAAAAGUGUGUUUUACCUUUAUAUGGAAUGAAUAGCUGUUUCUAUUUGAAUUAUUUGCCUUUUUUAAAAUUGUUAAUGUCUGUGGAUUUAAAGGGAUGGAAAUUCCUAUAUGGUGUCUUAGAAAAUGCAUCUUGUGGGUAAACCCAGUAUUUUUGCCAACUUGCCUAGAAAAUAAGGGCUUUUUUUCAGUUUAUAUAAAGAGUACCAUUGCCAUUAAGCGUUUUAUAGUCUUUGAUUGGAAACCAGUCCCAAUCCCCCUAAAACACCACAGCAUGUCCUGCCAUUGAAAGUAAUAAUUCUCCCUUUUUCAUUAAGCUGCUUUUUUAUUACAAAUUGUUUUAAAUUUGUUACCCUGGGGGGGGAGGGUCAUGAGCAUUUAUUUCUCUAUAAUUUUCUUCCUUCACACAUUUAUUUCAACUUCUUUAGUAAUUAUUUUAAUUUACAAGUUUAAAAACAAUUAGGUACUAUUAAUACUGUUUUAAAAUAGAAAAUGUGCAUAUUUUUGUAUGAUAAUCAAAUGGAGUAAAAUACGGUUUUUCGUUUUCUUUUUGCUGGACAGUUGUAUCAUGAUUAUUGUGCCGUUUAUCACGCAUAAUAUGAAGAACAACUCCAACAGCCUUAAGUCCUGGCCACUGCACAGCUCCCUGGCCCUCUCCUAGCAACAGGGUGACACAGUGACGGAGUCCGGAGUGUGACCCUGUGCCACCCGGCUGUCACCCACCUUGGACUUACCAGUAUUGAACCUAAAGAUGUACAAUGUCUUACUGUUGUUUUGUGACGGGAGCCAAUUUAAAACCAAAAAUGUCUUAACUUUGUUUAAAUAUAUUAAUUUGUGCUGACAAAGGGUGAAAACGAUUCUGUAUGUCAACAGAAGCUGCUUGCUGAAGCGGCGACCUCAGCUCGUUCAAAGCUGACCUUGAGAGGAAACCAAGGCCUCUGUGCCUGAGGUCGGCGUGCGCUCCAGUAGGAUGAGCGGGAGGCUGAGGGGCCUUGUUCAGCAGGAAUGAAUGUGAAGAGCAUUCGGAGCGCUCAAUAAAAGCCCCACAGAACCGUU
Molecule: messenger RNA, 4403 nt
Organism: Hipposideros armiger (great roundleaf bat)
Lineage: Eukaryota; Metazoa; Chordata; Mammalia; Chiroptera; Hipposideridae
Gene: MTMR10
Product: myotubularin related protein 10
Exons: 10
Coding region: 183-1892 (569 amino acids)
Biological process (GO): phosphatidylinositol dephosphorylation
Cellular component (GO): membrane; cytoplasm
Source: RefSeq, a predicted model, not a curated record